Molecule: messenger RNA, 4411 nt
Organism: Halichondria panicea
Lineage: Eukaryota; Metazoa; Porifera; Demospongiae; Suberitida; Halichondriidae
Exons: 8
Coding region: 3138-4316 (392 amino acids)
Molecular function (GO): protein binding
Source: RefSeq, a predicted model, not a curated record
UGUUUAUCUUAGUUCUUAGUAACAAUUAGCUGGUUGCUAUGGCCUCUGUAGGUGAAAUUAGUGAUCAUAGUGAUCUAGAUGAAGUUUGUGAUGAUCAUUAUGAUGGCUCUGGUGGCUAUGAUUACAGUAGUGGUGAUGGCUCUCCAGACAAUGUUGGUGACAAUCACGAAGAUGAUGGCUCUCCAGACAAUGAUAGUGACAAUGAUGAUGAUAACCUUCAUGGCUCUGGUAGCUAUGAUUACAGUAGUGGUGAUGGCUCUCCAGACAAUAAUGGUGACAAUCACGAAGAUGAUGGCUCUCCAGACAAUGAUGAUGAUGACUUUCAUACUGAACCUAACAACAGACGUUCUAAGUAUGCACCCGAGAUUUCGCCUGCUGCUAUUCGAGCAAUAAUUCUGAAGGAAUUGGUCAUACAAAGAGUAAACACAGUUGACAUUCCAGAGGACGAAGGAGACUUCACAUCUCCCGAAAAUCACAAAAACAGCUUGAGAUAUUAUGAAUUCAAAGGAUUUGCUUGGUUUACAUGUAGAGAGCAACACGAACCUGAUUCACCAGACAUCAAAAUUAGGCGCUGGGCUUCAGCUCGCUCUUGGUGCUUCAUCGAUCUCAAAAAACAAGAGAUUUGCUAUCGAGAUACGCAAGAGUGUAAGGUUGACAACAUUGUAGCUCAACCUGGACCAGAGUUUACUGAAGAAGUAAUCCAAAAGAUGGCCAAAUGGGUGGUCAAGGGGUUUCUGCUUAAGACUGGGAGGAUACAGCACGUUCCGCGAGAUAGCACAGACACAGAUAAAACUGAAGGUGGACCACAUGAUGAAGGGAGGUGUGGAAAGUGUAAGCGAUUGGGAAGGAGUUGCUGUAAGUAGUAACAAUGGAGUCUUGACAAACUUGUCGGUUGCACAUUAGGUGGAUUAAUUAUCUUUCUUUUCCUUAAUUAUAAUAUAGUUUUGUAGUGCACAUGCUAGCCUCGGUCCCAGGCCGAUUUUUUUUAAUAGAACGAAGUUGAAAAAAGUUGUUCAAAUUAACGUAUACAUUGUCUGCUUCACAAAAAGGCCCCACUCUCAUUGCAGAACAGGCCCAGCUCUUGUCAGAAGGAAGAAACGUCUUUGCCAUGGUUUUCAACAUGGUAUGGCAAGUCUCUUGCUUUCACUCACUGCCCUUUGUGAUGAACUACAAACUAGUAGGUACGACCAACACUGCCGGCCCUUGUCGACAGGUGUGUUGUUCUUGCAAAUCUCUCUGCUUAUUGUUUUUUGGUUCCUAACCACGCCCAGAUACAAUGAACACCAGCUAGAAACAACUUGGCCUGGAAUGCACAUGCUUAUUUGUUGACAUACAGGCUAGAGGUACCAAAGGAAGAAUUAGAUGAUCGCCGAACAGAGAUUUUAAUUGACCCUGACCCUAAUUGAAAUGGAAUGAAGCAGAGUGCAGUGGUCGUCGUUAGAAUUGUACACCGCAGACGACAAGUGCAAAGUAGUCUCAUGAAUCAGCUGCCCUUAUUUUGGGAAUGCUUAAACUCUGGUCUCAACAGCAAUGUUACUUACACACUGCAAAGCAAUGAUUCUGUGCUGUUUGAUGGUGAAGUAUUGACAAUUGUCAAGAUCGACUCUGAUGGCCAGUCUGUAAUGAUUUUUUUUAUAGGAGAUUCUGUCAACUGCCCAACAACUUGUUGUUUUGAAUGAUACAGAGUACGUUAAAGUGAGCAAUAAUACUGUUCAAUCUGUAUAUGAGGUUAUCAAAUUUGAUGCUGUUGGUUCACAAUUGUCUGCCCACCCAAACAAAAAUCAACGAAACAAGAACUGUAAUCUUUUACUUUAUUAUUUAGAGUUGACUUACAUCGGAUGUACACUGCCUAGUCUAAUGUUCAUGAAUCUCUCUGCUGCCAUUUUAGCGAAUAAUCUCUUCAUUCUGAUUGGAGGACCUGUCACUCAGGCAUUCCCGAGCGUACAAUUGUGUGCAACUGUGGCUAUUAAUUUUGUUUGCACUUCUUUUUCUUGGCUCAAUUCAUGUGGAUGUCCAUUAUGUCAUUCCAAAUGGCCAAAGGAUUUCAUCAAGCAUGGAAAUUAAAGAUGGUUGAACAGAAAAGUUCCACAAUGGUUGUGUACUUUUUAAUUGGAUGGGGAACACCUUUUUUGAUAGUAGCCAUCUCAAUAAUUGUGAAUUUCUCCAUAGAUAGUAGCCAUCUCAAAAUCUGGUAUUGUAUGGUGUUCUGGAUGAUGGAAAAUUAGGAAGUUGCUGGAUCAACCAUCUCGAAUCGGCCAUCAUUUCGUUUAUUGUCCCCCUAAUCGUUUCUAUGGUCAUCAACUUCACCCUUUUUGUGAUUGUGACUGUCUUUCUCUGUCAUUCGGCUAGGUUUAGUACAAGAAUCGCCAACGAGAAAAGUCUUCCAUAUUUCCGUGUGAAUGUUGCUGUGUUCUCAGUGACUGGACUUACCUGGGUAUUCGGUUUCGUAGCUCUGUUUGCUGGAACUAAUUGGGCAUGGUAUCCGUUCAUCAUCUUCAACAGUACUCAAGGUUUUAUGAUCUUCAUUACUUUCAUCCUAACUAAGCGAGUCUUAAAGCUCUACUGGAAAUUCCUGCUGUGCCGAAACGACACUGUGUCUAAGUCAACAAAACGAACGAAUGUACACUCUCCAGCAGGAAAUGAAGUUGUUAUGGUGAAUAUGAACACAAAUGACAUUAAUGGUCAAGCUGUAAUCAGCUAUACUACUACAAAGAGUUUUUAAUCUAGUUGCUGUAAAAACUUAACACUUGUUAUUAGUUAGUUACUAUGGUGUUUGUAUGAUUAGCUGUUUCCUUUAUGUGUGCUUUUGUAAGUUUUGUUCUAUUGUUCUAUUGUAUUAAAGGAGGCCCUGCGUGUCUCUUUAAUUUAAAGCUUGUCUAUUUAUAGCUGUGUGUCAGUUCGUCCAUGUGCUUUGUCUUUUGUCUAGCUGUCCAACUGCCGUGCUGAUUACUCUAGCCAACAGUUUGCUCAUUACUUGUACUUGUAGCUCUACAUGUAUUGCAUGUUGACACAUUUUAUUGUGCUGCUAAAAGGUGGGAGGGGCUCACAGUUGCAGCAUUUUUAAUAGGUGUUGCUACUCAAUUUACACUUUACUUUCACGAGAUACUGCUGAGAUCUAGCUAUAUAGAUCAGUAGGUAUGGAUUGUGACACGGCAGCAACCAUCAUACAGGCCCAUGUCAGACGAUACCUAGCUAAGAGGAUCUAUUUUCAGAAACUGCUGGAGAAAUUCCAGAAAGAUGAAACUGUCAGACAUGAAAAGGAGCAACAGCAAGUGUCUGAAGGAGAAACACUGGUGAUAAGGCUUCAAAUGGAGAUUGCUGAAUUGGAAACUAUUGCUUUAAACAAACGGAGACGAGAGAAUGCAAUGGCUACUAGAAUACAGAGAGCCUGGAGAGAAUACAGCAGUACCAACCUCAAUUCUGUAUCAUCUACUCAACACACCACGGAUUUGUUGCAAUACUCUACUCAUUCUAGUUCCUUGGCUAUGGCAAUGAAUGGUAGUCAUGUUCCUACAUCAACAAGGAAUGUUGUACAGGACAAUGGAACUCAUGCCAGUCAAGUGGGCCAGUCAGGUGAGUAUCAUAGCUCAGGAAUGGCUAAUAGAGUGAUGCCCAGGAGGCGUGCUUGGGUACCCAGAUCAAACAGUUAUCAACUGACGUCUAGACUACCACUCACAAAGAAUUACAUGUCAUCUCAGAGCAAGUACAGACUUUGUUUUACGUCAGAUCUCUCUGAAAGCUCCGGUGAAGAGCAAGAGCUCAGCACCACCUCUCACUCUAGUGAAGAAGUAAACGGCCAUAGAAGCAGGAGUGAAGAAGAUUGGCCGGGAAUGGAUACUCAAAAUGAUGACUUAGUUAUGUCUAUGGAAAGGCGUUUGAAAGAAUUGGUCUCCACGACGGAUGAUUUAAUUUUCUCUGAUGAAUUUGAUUAUGGAAGUUUUCAAAGUAAUUCAGAAAGAGAUAGCUUAUUGGACAGUGCAACGUUAGAAAUAGAAGAUGUAUCAUCAAGACGCUCAAUUUGCUCAUCUCCACUGAGUCAUGGAUCAGUUGCUAAUGAUACCAGCUACCAACAACACACACCACAUUACCACCAUGACCACAGCAAUAGUCCACUGCACGCAAUGACUGUCCAGGAGCUCAAAGUCUUCUUAAAGCAAAUAAAAUUGAAAAUGAAAGCAAUUUCCAAAGAGCUUACAGCCUAUUUGAUCAUGAAAGAUGAACUGGUUGUUGAAAACAAGUUACUGAACCAAAACAUUGCCCACUUGGCAAGGAACACACAGAGAUUAUACCACAGGAGUGUACCUACUUGUUCAUAGCCAACAAUCAUGUGAUUCAUAUAAUUUUUAUUGUGUUAAAUAUUCAUUUUUUGUAACUGCCUAUGACAUGAAUUUGAACUUAAUUAUUCCACGUG